AUGAUUGCUGCAGCUGUUAAAUUCCGGCCGUGUAUCGACAUUCACAAGGGCAAGGUGAAGCAGAUCGUUGGCUCCACACUCCGCGACCUGCCCUCCCAAGACUCAUCAGCCACCGCCUCCUCUUCUUCCUCCUCUUUUGAGCCUGUGACCAACUUUGAGUCAGAUCGCAGUGCAGCAGAGUAUGCGAGCAUGUACGCCGCUGACUCGCUGCCAGGAGGCCACGUCAUCAUGCUGGGGGCCGAUCCAGCCAGUCAGGAGGCAGCUCUUGGGGCGCUGAACGCCUUCCCAGGUGGGCUGCACGUGGGUGGAGGCAUCACUCCAGAGAACGCUGAGAUGUACCUGGACGCAGGGGCCAGCCACGUCAUCGUCACCUCGUACGUGUUUCGAGAUGGCAAGGUGGAUGAGGAGCGGCUGCGCAGGAUGGUGAAUGCAGUGGCACCCGAGAGACUGGUGCUGGACCUGAGCUGCAGAAAGAAGGGCGAGCACUACUAUGUGGUGACGGACCGCUGGCAGCGCUUCACAUCGCUGGUGGUGGACGGCGAGUCGCUGGCGCGGCUGGCCGACUGCUGCGAUGAAUUCCUCGUGCACGGCGUGGACGUGGAGGGCAUGAAGCUUGGCAUUGACGAAGAGCUGGUGUCUCUGCUUGGGAAAUAUUCACCG
Messenger RNA from Closterium sp. Naga37s-1, 660 nucleotides. The record is from the annotation of a GenBank genome assembly. NCBI's taxonomy places the organism in Eukaryota, Viridiplantae, Streptophyta, Zygnematophyceae, Desmidiales, Closteriaceae.